Molecule: messenger RNA, 965 nt
Organism: Linepithema humile (Argentine ant)
Lineage: Eukaryota; Metazoa; Arthropoda; Insecta; Hymenoptera; Formicidae
Gene: mRpS26
Product: mitochondrial ribosomal protein S26
Cellular component (GO): mitochondrial small ribosomal subunit
Source: RefSeq, a predicted model, not a curated record
UGUCUACGAAAAGAUACCAUAACCUCAAAGAGAAAUUGGAGUGGUAAACAUAAAAAAGGGAACAAGCAGAGCUGUAGAAUAUCUAUUUUAAAAUAUAUUAUGUUCUAAAAAUGAUGCAGGCCAUAAAGAUAAUGAACGCCAGCACUCUGACAAUUAGUACCACCAGGCUCUGCGAGUCUUUCAUCCCAAAUUCUGUCUAUACACAGUGUGUGCGUUGGAAGAGGAAACCAAUUUGGUUACCUACAGCAAAAUCGAAAUUAUAUCGAGUACCAAAGAAACGUGUUAUACCAGAAGUGGAUAAACAGGAGUUGCAACGUUUAUAUAACAAUUACAGGACAUACAUGACAUCACUUAGGUCAUAUUUCGUUGAAGUUGAGGAAAGAAACAGAGUGCAAUAUGAUGAGGCGACUAUGAAAGCAGCAGAGGAGAAAGACUUUGAAAAGUGUAGCGCCAUAAAUGAUGAAUGGAAUACAGAAGUGGCGAAGAUACGAGAGGCCAGACUGGCCAAGAUAAAGGAGAGCAAAAGGGAGAUUAUUCUGCAGAAGUUGCUGAAGCAAGAACAGCGGCAGGAGAAGCAGAAGAAGAAGAUCGACGAACGGAUCAGAAAAGCCAAACAGGAAGCUGUUACAUUCAUCACCGCAGAUAAUAUAGAUGCAGCGAUUGAAGAAUGUUUAACGAAUACCGUUAAUCAUAAUCGCGCGAUGGAUUUGAAAGGAAACUGGUAUGAGGGGAAGUAUCUUCCGGAUUCGCCCAUUGAAGGGACGCAGAUACCGGCGGUUGCUGAGCAAUGACAGACAAGUGACAUUCAGGCUGCAUAGAAAAGUGAAACAAAGAUUUGAUGAUCCUAUCUUUUUUUUCCAAGUAUUUUAAACAUUUGUUGGAGUAAUUAUGAAUAGUUGGAAUAAUAAGUAUGAAUUAUAUAUAUAUUGUAAUAAGUACGAAAAAAUACAUAUGAAUGCCCCGCG